This is a messenger RNA of Cylindrotheca closterium, 762 nucleotides long. The record is from the annotation of a GenBank genome assembly. NCBI's taxonomy places the organism in Eukaryota, Bacillariophyta, Bacillariophyceae, Bacillariales, Bacillariaceae.
AUGGAAGUAAACAAUGAGGCAUCGACUCUCAUUGUCCAAAAGGAGUACGCCCAAGGAAUGGAGACACUGCAAACAGGCCUGAGGCAGCUUCAAGCAUAUCUGGUGCAAAUGUCUCAGUUUUCUGGUGGCAGUAGUGGCGACGUCUGCUGCGCCUCUCUGGAUUCAUGGAUGUAUCCUGCGGUGGAAGCUCUCCAUAAUGAAUCUGGCUGUGGUCCUACAGCCUCCUUCUUUGUAUACCGACGACCUCUUGUCGUCCCACAAUUGACAAUUGGCACAGUCAGGGCAAAUCCUGAAAACAGUUCCGCCACAGGAGAGCGCACCAGUCUUUUGGUUGCAAUGCUCUUCAACUAUGGACUUGCUUGCCAUUUGUCUCACCUUGAUCAUGAAGGGAAAUUGAACGAUGGAUCUCUAUAUCAGAGGGCUAGUCAGAUGUAUGAUCUUGCGAUAUCAAAUCUUCGUCGCUUGGCGGCUUCGAAGUUGCCUGGAAGCAGGACCAUAAUCUCAUCCAACAUUCAAUUCUUCCGAGCAGCCAUGAACAAUCUGGCAAUCUGCGAGCAAACGCGGUAUGUCCUCCUCGCACGGGAUGAAUCCUGCUCCUUGGAUAUUCCAUUCAAUAAGGGCUUUGAACGACUGCGAGAACUCUUAAUGCAGUAUCCAUCCUCUAAUGACGCUCCCGAAAAAGCGUUAUGGGAUUGCUACCUGGCAAACAGUUUGCAAGUGAUGGGCUCAUUUCAACCCAACUUCUGCGCAGCAGCAUGUUGA